Molecule: messenger RNA, 2367 nt
Organism: Pantherophis guttatus
Lineage: Eukaryota; Metazoa; Chordata; Lepidosauria; Squamata; Colubridae
Source: RefSeq, a predicted model, not a curated record
ACGGCACAGCCGCUGCGGAGCGAGUGGCUGAGGGGCUGAGAGGAGGAGGCGCUCUUCUUCUCUGCCCGCGUCCCCUUUUUUUUUUCGCACACGGCUGAGGAAAUGGCGGAGGAUGACAAGUACGAGGCCGGCUCGGCCGCGCCGCCGCCGAUGGGAGAAGCCGAGGUGGCCACCGUCAACGACCACGACCGGCAGCAGGAGGAAGAAGCGGGCGGAGCGGGCCUGGCCGAGGGCGGCGGGAGCACAAACGGGGUGAAAAUGGAAAAUGAUGAAACAGGAAAAGAUGAGACCCUACCAGCGAAAGCAAAGUAUAUUUCAAAACCAAAGGCCAUCCCGUCUCUUGGACACAGGAAUAGAUUUCAUCCAUACACAAAGGAAAAGAGUGCAGGAGGCACUGGGGAAAAGAAGAGUGUUAAUCGUAAUAGAGUAUUCAUUAGCAACAUCCCAUAUGACAUGAAAUGGCAGUCCAUUAAAGAUCUUAUGAGAGAGAAAGUUGGUGAGGUUACAUACGUGGAGCUGUUUAAGGAUGCAGAAGGAAAAUCAAGGGGUUGUGGUGUGGUUGAAUUCAAAGAUGAAGAAUUUGUAAAGAAAGCACUGGAGACCAUGAAUAAAUAUGAUCUUAACGGAAGACCACUUAACAUAAAAGAGGAUCUGGAUGGUGAGCACGCCCGCAGGGCACUGCAGCGUGGGAGUGGGCCGUUUACAGGCGGACAUGGUCCAGAUAUAGCACCUGGCUUAAUGAAUUUACCGCCUUCUAUACUUAAUAACCCAAACAUUCCUCCUGAGAUUAUCAGCAACCUACAAGCUGGCAGGCUUGGCUCCACCAUUUUUGUUGCCAAUCUUGACUUUAAGGUUGGCUGGAAGAAAUUAAAGGAAGUCUUCAGCAUUGCUGGAACGGUAAAACGUGCAGAUAUCAAAGAAGACAAAGAUGGCAAAAGUCGGGGGAUGGGAACCGUGACUUUUGAGCAGCCCAUUGAAGCCGUUCAGGCAAUAUCAAUGUUCAACGGGCAGUUCCUCUUUGACAGACCCAUGCAUGUGAAAAUGGAUGACAAAUCAAUUCCUCAUGAUGAUUUCCGCGCAGCUGAUAGCAAGACACCUCAGUUACCUCGUGGACUUGGAGGGAUCGGAAUGGGACUCGGUCCUGGGGGACAGCCAAUCAGCGCCACCCAACUAAGCAUGGGGAGUGGAAUGGGGAACGUGACUCCAGGAGGAAUGGGAGUGGAUGGACCAGGUUUUGGAGGAAUGAAUAGAAUGAGCGGAGGUGUUGGUGGUUUUGGUGGCAUGAAAGGAAUGGCAAAUAUGGGAGGAUUUGGUGGAGUCAACCGACUGGGAGGUAUGGGAAGCGUAGAUGACUUCAGAGGGAACCUCGGUAGUGGAAUGAGUGGUGGCCUAGGAACAGGCAUGGCUGCUGGGAUGGGAGAUAUGUUCCGUGGUGGCAUGGGAGGAACUCUUGACAGAGACUUUGGUCGAAGCGAAAUGGCCUUGAGCCGUGGCUUUGGAGACACUUUUGGGAGAAUGGGUAGUGGACUAAGUGGCAUGAAUAGCAUGACCGGUGGAAUGGGAAUGGGAAUGGGGAUGGAUCGGAUGAGCACCAGUUUUGAUCGGAUGGGACCCACCAUGGGAUCUGCCCUGGAGAGAAACCUUGAUAUGGAUCGAGGAUUUGUGCCUGGCCCCAUGGGAAGUGGUGUGAGAGACCGAGUAGGCACCAAAGGCAACCAAAUAUUUGUCAGAAAUCUUCCUUUUGACUUGACCUGGCAGAAGCUUAAGGAAAAAUUCAGCCAGUGCGGUCAUGUAAUGUUUGCAGAAAUAAAAAUGGAGAAUGGAAAAUCAAAAGGCUGUGGAACAGUCAGAUUUGACUCGCCAGAAUCGGCAGAAAAGGCCUGUAGAAUAAUGAACGGCAUAAAAAUCAGUGGCAGAGAAAUUGACGUACGUUUGGAUCGCAUUGCGUAAUUUAUAAAGUACAUGUUGGGGAACAUUCCUUUAGACAGUUUCCUGUAGCUCCUUCCUUUCUUCCCUUUCCCAGUAAGUCAUUUUUAGUAGCACUGUCUGCUUUAUUUGAGUUGAAGAUACAAUACUUUUAAAACAACCCUUCAUCCCCACCCCCUCAGCCUUUAACAGUAUAGUGUUUAAUAUACUGUGUGAACUUGUUAAUUCUUACUACAUUUUGAUUUUUAAGAGAAAACUUUCCUGACUUGUUCAGUGGCCUAAAACUGCCCCACCUUCUCUUGUACUCAGAAGUUGUGGCUGUUUCAUGCCUCUUUAAAAAUCAUGCUAAGUGUUUCUAGUCAUUCAGUUUAAAUGAAUGGUUCUACUGUUUUUAAUAAAACAAGCCAUUUUCUCUGUUUAAUAAAAGUCUGUAUAGUGGAA